CCGGGUGUCCGCCUCCACCUCCCCGUCGCAGCUCGCACCGCCACCUCCCCGAGAGAAAAAAGAGAGACGCACGCGCACCGGGCCCCGCUCGCCGGCGAACAUGGCCGUGUACAUCCGCCUCAACGACGCCGUCCGAGCGCGCCUCCUCGGGGACGCCGCGGCCGGCGCGGGGUGCACAAGCAGCGGCAGCGACCACGACGCCUCCGCCUGCCUCUCCGAGCUCGUGCAGGCGUUCCUCGAGACGGACGCCGGCGCAGCCGAGGAGGGGCCUGGGCCGGCGCCGGAGGGCGCCGGGGGGUACGAGUCCGAUGAUGGGGACGAGCCUGAGCGGGCGGCCGCGGCCGCGGCGUCCGUGAGGGAGCUGCUCGACCCGCCGGCGGAGGAGGACGUGUUCCGGGUCCGGCUGGCCGCCGCGGUGGCGGCGGCCGUGGAGGCGGAGGCGGCGCUGCGGGCGCACGGGGCGGCGUUCCGGCGCGCCGUGGCGCGGCGGCUGCGCGGCGCGGGGUACGACACCGGCGUGUGCAAGUCGCGGUGGGAGGCGUCCGGCGGCAUCACGGCCGGGACGUACGAGUACGUCGACGUGGUCGCCCCCGCGGCGGCGAGGGGCGCGGCGCGGAGCAGGUACAUUGUGGACGCCGACUUCCGGGCGGGGCUGGAGGUGGUGCGCGCGACGCCCGAGUGCGCCGCCGUCGUGGCCGCGGUGCCGGCGUCGGCGGUGGUCGCGCGGGAGGAGUCCGUGGGGCGCGCCGUGCGCGUGGUGUCCGACGCCGCGCGGCGGUCGCUCCGCGCCCACGGCCUGCACGUGCCGCCGUGGCGCAAGACCCGGUACAUGCUCGCCAAGUGGCUCGGUCCCCACAAGCGGUCGACCACCACCUCGCCGGCUGCCGGCGGCGCAAUGCCGAUGACCGGCGGCGCCGGCCUGGACGUCAAGUGCCGCGCCGUCGGGUUUUUUCCGCAUCCGGCCGCGGCGCCGGCAGCGAGGAUCAUGUAACUCGCCCUCACGGCGUUCUCCGGCGAGAUCAUUGAAAACUGUUCUUUGUAGAAAGGAGAGAUUUUUAGUGCGCGAGACUUCCGUUUUGACUUUGAUUUGCUCUCGAACUUUUUGUACAUGAAUUUUUGUUCGAGAUUAUCAGGAGCAAAUUUUUCUUGCACAGCACCUUGCUAAAAAAAAGGCGGCUCGAGAAAUCAUUUA
This is a messenger RNA of Panicum virgatum (switchgrass), 1192 nucleotides long. RefSeq lists its product as uncharacterized. The transcript has a single exon. The coding region runs from base 101 to 991 and encodes 296 amino acids. The record is from RefSeq and is a predicted model, not a curated record. NCBI's taxonomy places the organism in Eukaryota, Viridiplantae, Streptophyta, Magnoliopsida, Poales, Poaceae.